This is a messenger RNA of Anguilla rostrata (American eel), 8604 nucleotides long. Its product is annotated as TRAF2 and NCK-interacting protein kinase-like. Gene Ontology annotation, biological process: protein phosphorylation. Gene Ontology annotation, molecular function: ATP binding; protein kinase activity. NCBI's taxonomy places the organism in Eukaryota, Metazoa, Chordata, Actinopteri, Anguilliformes, Anguillidae. The record is from RefSeq and is a predicted model, not a curated record. The transcript has 33 exons. The coding region runs from base 333 to 4682 and encodes 1449 amino acids.
ACAGCGUUUUGCAUCGGUGUUCUAGGAGCGUGCGGUCACUCGAUUUUGUUGGUGUCUACACAGCCCGUGCAAGCGCCAUGCGAACGGUGCUAUGCAUGUCCUCUUCGUAUACAUCAUCAAUGUAACACCUCGAGCACUGCACUGCCGUUACAUUUACUCGUAAUUUCUAAUGUCUAAGAGGAUUUCCGUUUAUUUUGUUCCAUCGUUCAUGUCAAGACGGUCGCUAGAAUUAUUGCUGUGGUCUCCUCCAGCACCGACCGAAAAGGAUUUGUGUGUGAUCAAAAUUUAAUUUUGACAUUAUUUCAUUUUUAAUAUAUUUAGCUAAUAUAAAUAUGGCCAGCGAUUCUCCUGCAAGAAGUCUGGAUGAAAUCGACCUCUCUGCUCUGCGGGACCCGGCGGGCAUUUUUGAGCUGGUGGAACUAGUUGGGAAUGGAACGUACGGGCAGGUCUACAAGGGUCGUCAUGUCAAGACGGGCCAGCUCGCCGCCAUCAAAGUCAUGGACGUCACUGGGGAUGAAGAGGAGGAGAUUAAGCAGGAGAUUAACAUGCUGAAGAAGUACUCGCACCACCGCAAUAUUGCCACGUACUAUGGCGCCUUCAUCAAGAAAAACCCACCAGGAAUUGAUGACCAGCUCUGGCUGGUGAUGGAGUUCUGUGGCGCUGGCUCGGUGACAGACCUGAUAAAGAACACCAAGGGGAACUCGCUGAAGGAGGAGUGGACGGCCUACAUCUGCAGGGAGAUCCUCAGAGGUUUGACUCACCUCCACCAGCACAAAGUCAUCCACCGGGACAUCAAGGGCCAGAACGUCCUGCUCACGGAGAACGCCGAGGUCAAACUAGUGGAUUUUGGUGUGAGCGCACAGCUCGAUCGGACCGUGGGCCGCAGGAACACUUUCAUCGGGACGCCGUACUGGAUGGCCCCUGAAGUCAUCGCCUGUGACGAGAACCCCGACGCCACGUAUGACUUUAAGAGUGACCUGUGGUCACUAGGAAUCACAGCCAUAGAGAUGGCAGAAGGAGCUCCACCACUGUGUGACAUGCAUCCUAUGAGGGCACUCUUCCUGAUUCCCAGGAAUCCAGCCCCCAGACUCAAGUCCAAGAAGUGGUCCAAGAAGUUCCAGUCCUUCAUAGACAGCUGCCUGGUGAAGAGUCACGGACAGCGGCCCAGCACUGAGCAGCUACUCAAACACCCCUUCAUCCGGGACCAGACCAAUGAGAGGCAGGUCCGCAUCCAGCUCAAGGACCACAUUGACCGUACCAAGAAGAAGCGAGGGGAGAAAGAUGAGACUGAGUAUGAGUACAGCGGGAGUGAGGAAGAGGAGGAUGACAAUGACAUGGGAGAACCCAGUUCCAUCAUCAACAUCCCCGGGGAGUCCACCUUGAGGCGGGACUUCUUGCGCCUGCAGCUGGCCAAUAAGGAGCGGUCGGAGGCGCUGCGCAGGCAGCAGCUGGAGCAGCAGCAGAACGAGGAGCACAAGCGCCAGCUGCUGGCCGAGAGGCAGAAGCGCAUCGAGGAGCAGAAGGAGCAGCGGAGGAGGCUGGAGGAGCAGCAGCGUCGGGAGCGGGAGCUGAGGAAGCAGCAGGAGCGGGAGCAGCGCCGGCGAUAUGAAGAGAUGGAGCAGCUCAGGAGGGAGGAGGAGAGGAGGCAGGCAGAGCGUGAGCAGGAGUAUAUCAGGAGACAGUUGGAGGAGGAGCAGAGGCAGCUGGAGAUCCUGCAGCAGCAGCUCCUCCAGGAGCAGGCUCUUCUUCUGGAGUACAAGCGGAAGCAGCUGGAGGAGCAGAGGCAGGCUGAGCGGCUCCAGAGGCAGCUCCAGCAGGAGAGGGCCUACCUGGUCUCCCUCCAGCAGCAGCAGCAGCAAGACUCCCGGUCCAGCGACAAGAAGCUCUACCACUACAAGGACUCCGUCAACCCCAAUGACAAACCCGCCUGGGCCAAAGAGGUCAUGCAAAGGUCCAAAAGUAACUCUCCCCGCAUCCCGCCUCGACAGCACCACUCCUUCAGCCACGGGGAGGCCCGUCCCACCCGCUUCCUCCGCCUCCCCGACCACGCCCCCUAUCACCAGUCCUCCACCCCCCCUAACCCACCCCCUCGCAGCAGGGAGGAGGCCAUAGAGCAGCUGCGGAGACCCUCCCAGAACAUACCCAAAAUUAGGGUGUGGAGUGAGCUGGACCUCCUGGACCUUGCCCAGGACAUUAACGAUCAUGUUCGUGACUUGAAGGCCCAGCGGUCCGGGGCGGGGCACCGUGGGCGCAGCCCCGGCCGGGACCACCGAGCGGUGGAGGAGCGGUCCAAACUGAACCGCCAGAGCUCGCCGGCACUGCAGCACAAGGUGGCCAAUCGGAUUUCGGACCCCGCCCUGCCGCCCCGCUCCGAGUCCUUCAGCAGUGGUGGCAUCCAGCCCGCCAGGACCCCGCCCAUGCACCGGGCUGUGGAGCCCCAGAUGGCCCACCUGGUCCCAGUGAAGUCCCACAGCUCCUCCAUGACGGGGUCCCAGUCCCUCCACGACCAGUCCGCCAAGGGCGUGUCCGCCUUCCAGGAGGGCCUGGUCUCCCAGCGACCCGAGAUGCCGCGGCAGAACUCGGACCCCACCUCCGAGACUCCCCCGCUGCCCCCCCGCAUCGCCAGCCGCGAGGACAAGUUCGACCGCACCUCCUGGCUGAGGGAGGAGGACAUCCCGCCUAAGGUGCGGCCAUCUCUGGUUCCACAGAGGACCACCUCCAUCUCCCCGGCCCUUGUGAGGAAGAACUCUCCUGGGAAUGGAGCUGGAGGCCUGGGGCCCAGAACCGGGUCCCAGCUGAUCCGGGCCAGCAAUCCGGACCUGCGCAAGAUGGACCUCACCGUGGAAACGGCCCUCCAGAGGACAAGCAGUGGGAGCUCGUCCAGCUCUAGCACCCCCAGCUCCCAGGCUGGGUCCAGCGAGAGAAACCGGGUCAGAGGGUCUGUUAGGCCAGACAGUUCCCCUGUGGUGUCCCUGGAGACCCCCAAAGCCAAACAGCAGGAGGACAGUCGGGAGGUGACCAGGCCAAGCCGACCAGCGGACCUCACUGCUCUUGCCAAGGAGCUACGUGAGCUGCGGACAGAUGACACCCACCGGCCGCCUGUGAAGGUGACGGACUACUCGUCCUCCAGCGAGGAGUCGGAGAGCAGCGAGGAUGAUGGAGAGAGCGAGGGGCAGGACGGCACUGUGCCGGUCAGCGACAUCCCGCGCAUCAUGCCAUCCGCAGGGGCAAACGAGUCAUAUGGCGUAGACGUGGGUAGCCAUGACGAUUCCCGCAGUGAUGCCUACAGCGGUGGCUCCAAGGAUGGCACCAUGGUGAUGAGGGAGACACUGGGGGAUAGAGUGCGCACUGGCCAUGCCGAGAGCAAUGGCUUCGCUGGCCCCGUCAAUCUGCCAGACUUGGUGCGUCAAAGCCACUCCCCCUCGGCCACGCCCGCCGAGGGCCUGGGCCAGCUCUCCAGUAUGCAUGCGCAAGACCUGGACACCGUUGCCGAAUAUGGCAUGGGGGGCGGAUCCAAGGCCUCCUUCACCCCCUUCAUGGACCCACGGGUGUACCAGAACUCCCCCACGGAUGAUGACGACGAGAAUUCGGCAGCAGACCAGUUUAACAACGAACUCCUGAGGCAGGAGCAGGCCAAGCUGAACGAGGCGCGCAAGAUCUCCGUCGUCAACGUCAACCCCACCAACAUCCGGCCCCACAGCGACACGCCUGAGAUUCGCAAGUACAAGAAGCGCUUCAACUCGGAGAUCCUGUGCGCCGCCCUCUGGGGGGUCAACCUGUUGGUGGGCACCGAGAACGGACUGAUGCUGCUGGACCGCAGCGGGCAGGGGAAGGUCUACAACCUCAUCAACCGCCGACGAUUCCAACAGAUGGACGUCCUGGAGGGCCUCAACGUCCUGGUCACCAUUUCAGGGAAGAAGAACAAGCUGAGGGUGUACUACCUGUCCUGGCUGCGGAACAGGAUUCUGCACAACGACCCAGAGGUGGAGAAGAAGCAGGGCUGGAUCACCGUGGGAGAGCUUGAGGGCUGUGUCCACUACAAAGUUGUGAAAUAUGAGAGAAUCAAGUUCUUGGUGAUUGCUCUGAAGAACUCUGUGGAGAUCUAUGCCUGGGCACCAAAACCAUACCAUAAAUUCAUGGCUUUCAAGUCUUUUACAGAUCUCCAGCACCGGCCCCAACUGGUGGACCUGACUGUGGAGGAAGGUCAAAGGUUAAAGGUUAUCUAUGGGUCCAGCGUGGGUUUUCACGUGAUCGAUGUGGAUUCGGGCAAUCCUUAUGAUAUCUACAUCCCGUCCCACAUUCAGAGCAGUAUCACCCCACACGCCAUUGUGGUGCUCCCCAAGACUGACGGAAUGGAGGUGCUUCUGUGUUAUGAAGAUGAGGGGGUCUAUGUGAACACAUACGGCAGAAUCACCAAAGACGUGGUGCUCCAGUGGGGGGAGAUGCCCACCUCCGUUGCCUACAUCCACUCCAACCAGAUCAUGGGGUGGGGAGAGAAGGCCAUUGAGAUCCGCUCCGUGGAGACGGGACACCUCGACGGAGUUUUCAUGCACAAGCGAGCUCAGCGACUGAAGUUCCUCUCCGAGAGGAAUGACAAGGUCUUCUUUGCCUCAGUCAGAUCCGGAGGCAGCAGCCAAGUUUUCUUCAUGACUCUGAACAGGAACUCUAUGAUGAACUGGUAACCCACUUGCACCCCUUCCCCCUACCUCCCCACCCCUCCCCCUCCAUGCCCCACGCCAUUGCUCGCACCUCUGUCCACAUGCCGUCAGUCUCUCCAGUAUCACCCUUGUGAACUCCAGGUAUACAUUAACACUGAGCAAAGGAGGAAGACAAGGAAGAGGAAGAGAUAAAGAGUGAGGAAACAAAGUGCUGUUACUCAAAUCAUGGUCCUCAGGUGCAGAGAACUGCCUGUUUUCCACCCUCCUUUUACUUGGGAGUCUGGUGUGAAGACAGUCUGGCCAAUCCGUAGCACUACUUCUUCAGUUAAUUACCUGGGAGAAAAGAAAUCCAGGGCCGGAUUUGGAUUUGAGGGCCAGAUUUGAGUAUCCAUUAAACAAAGGGACCAAGGACCGUGGAUGCUGGCAGAGUAAAGCUGCAGAGGGAAUCACCAGAAAUAACUCUUUUACCUCCAGCAGGGGGUGGAAGGGAGCAGCAUACCCCUUCGUAGCCCUUUGGGUAUCGGUCUGGACAGUGUGAGGUUUGUGGUUGAUCACCUCUUUAUUGUCUCAUCCUAUGAUUGGUUCUCCAUGUUUGUGAGUGGGCUGGCCUCGGAGUGUGGGCUAAAUUGGAGACCUUCUGGUCGUCAGGAUGCCAGUGAUGAUUAAGAGACUUAUGGGCUUCAGGACAACAACCACACAUGAAUAUGUGGGUGUCUCAUACACACACCCACACACGCACAUUCGCUCCCAUUCACUCAAGCACACAGAUACAGACACACACAGACACAUUCACACAACUGUUCUUCCUGCUUCUGGGCCAUAAAUCAGCAGAACAUACAACACUGUCACUUUCUUUUGGUCUGAAUCCAUUCUCUGGCUGGUAAGUCCUACAGUCCUUGCUUUCUGGUUCAGGGUGUAUGUGUGCAUGCAAGUGGCAUCUACUUUACAAGUUAUGGGAACUGCCACACAGUGGAUCUGACAGGGGCUUCUUGCACUGUGGAUGUCAGGUGUCUGUGCCCUCUUGCCAAGUCUUACCACAUCACAUUACAUUACCAACAGAUUAUUUGGCAUUGAUGUAUCUGCAGUCACAGCCCUUAGUGCCCCCCCCCCCCCCAUGCACACAUACACACCAUGAUGCUGGGUGCUUUACAUGAGUCUCUCGUGUGUUCUUCCUCUGAUAGUUUAGCUAGUUUUAUUACUCCUUCCAGGUUUUUCGUAGGGUGUUUAAGUAGCUCACCUGUUUUUCCUUCUUUAAGUAACUGCACAUGUGGGUUGCCUGGAGAUUUAUUUCUUCAUCCUUUUGAAUGGUCAGAAAAUUCAUUCUAAAUGGAUCUGGUCUCACACUGCACAGCAUUCCUGCCAUUUUCUGAAUAUUAUAAUCUAUAUGUUUACAAAGGUUUAUUCUGUAAGUUUCUGCAAAUCAGGUAUAGUAUCUUUUCUCAAAGGAAAAAGGGAGCAAACCAUCUCGGAAACAAAACUGUGACCACUGAUCUUCAGGUCAUGAGCCCAAAGUGAGUUUUCAGGGUGUUAUCCUGACUAUGUAAGUUUGGUCCCCCUAAGUCAAAGUAAUGUCACACUAGGCUCAGAGAAGGAGGCUUUUAUUCUGAAGAGGGAGCACAAACCAGGAAAUGGAUGAGAUACGUGCCAAAACUCACAAAAUAAGUGUUUUGUUAAUACUGAAGAUGGCUAGUCAUUUUAUUCCCGUUAAUUUACAGUUGACUGUAAAAUAUGGAGUCUGGACAGUUUGCUUUGAGGUUCCUGGUCUUUCAGCUUUUAUUUAGAAUCCUUUAAAAAAGUGAAAUGUACAGAAUUUGCUAGGCUGGAGCCAAUGAUAACAUUCUCCAAUAAGUAAUAUUUUAUGACUAAUAAUGAUGUCACUGUUGCCAAAUAGCAAAAUGUGGUUCAACAUUUUUUUUAUUUUUUAAUGUCUUUGUUUUGUUGUUUUCACUUUAAAUUCAUCUUUGUUAUGUCGGUGCUUCUACCGUGAAGAUGGUGUGAUGUUGGGGCAUUGCGACAACAUUUAAACAACACUGCUAGGAGGCUAUGGGUUACCUGUAUUUUGUAAUGAUUCCUGCUGUGUACUGUUGGUGAUACAAAUCAUCUGUCAUUUUAAACAAUUUACUUUUUAAGGUGUGGGUGCUUUCAGCUGUCCAAAUCUUCACCAAAGCCAAAACUAAUGCCUGAGAAGCAGGCCUAAUGUCCACAGGGUGCACCAAAAGUCUGGUCUCCUAGGAAAUACAUACUUAACUUAUAGAUAGACUAGUAUUAUAUGGCUAAUAUGAAAGAUCCUCAAUUAUUACUGUUUUUGGUAUUGUGUGUUGAGUAGCUGUCUACUAACAAUUAGUUGACAACCUGAAAGAAAAUGUCUGUUCUGCAUUUACACAUAUCUAAAAAAUAUUGGAACAUUUCUCACCAAUGUCACCAGCACAGACAAUAGCAAAUUUGAGUCCAGAAAUAUUAGGAAUGAGUGAACAAUGAUUGUUGCAAUGAUUAACUUCCUCUAAGAUAAAUAUCUUGAGACCAGACUUUUGGCACAUUUUGGGUUUUGAAUAGUAAAGUGUAAAGGUUCAUUGUACAGGAGGGGCAUAGUGGCAUUGAGAUUGCUUUAAGAUUGUCUGUUUUUGAUCUAGUUGCAGUUUAAGCAUUUAUCUGGUGAGACACUUAGCAGGAUGUGAUGUGGAGAAUGAACAGAGGCCUAGUGGUAUGGGGAAGGGUGGCAGAGCGUGGGAUAGCUUUGUCCAUUGCCCUUAUGACCUUCUACUCUGAGUUUUUAUUGGGACAGAAUCCCUCAUUUUAUGUCUGUUGUGUUUGGGAAGCUCAGAUUCCAUGCAAUAUUGGUGCACACACACGCACACACAGCAUACUCAGCAACACACACAAGUGAACACACCCACUCAAAAGAUAAAUGCAAAAUCACAUUACAUAAAAUAUGUACAGUACACAAAAACUCAGACACAUACACACACCACUGCUUUAACUAAAGCAAUUAAGGCAUAGUAAGAAAGACUCCCCAGCUUACUAUAAUAACAUUGUCAAAAUGUUGCUGUAGCAACAUUGUCAUGUGAGGUGAGGGCAAUGCUUAGACCACUUCUUAAUGGCUUGGUCCCUUUCUGGGAUUGUCCAUUGUGAUUACAUCAUUGGUCCUUCCCUUGCUGUGUGCAUGCAUUAUUUGUGGUACAGUACAUUUUAUUUGAGAACUUUGGCACAAUAUAUUUACAGUUUUUUUAAAUAGUUUUUUUCCCCCCCUCUGAAUUUUCCUAGCGUGUGAAAGUGCUUUUGUAAUAUGCAUAAGAAUGUCAAGAUUGUCUGAAACUCAGUUAUGAUGUCACAAUUAUUUCUUAUAAAUUUUAGUGGUAUCAUGUUCUUUUUCUUCUCUUUAUGUCUGCUAUUUCAAUUAUGACUGCUAUUGAGAAUGGGCGGUAGGGAAAAAUUUUAAGCAUUUAGAAGUGUGUUCUCUUCUGGAUUUCCUGUAAUGUUUGCACAAUAUAAAUAUUUAUAUUUGAGAUACUGUAAGAGUAAAUGAAUUAAUAAUAAAGAAAUCAUUCUGGCGGGGCCUGGCAGUGGUGGGGAUAGUUUGGGUUAACAUACUCUGAAACAGGGUUUUAGCAAUAAAAUGUACUACUGAUUUGAUUAGAUUUUGUAAGAUUAGUUCCCUCUCUCUGAUGGGAGUACUGUAUAACUGUGGGGCGUCACACACACCUUCCUGGACAUAGUGUCACAAUGAUGCUGUAGUUUUCAUUGGCUGGGUCUUACUUUAUAGACGGAGUGUUGAAAAAGCUGGGGGCCAUCUUUUUUGUUUUGUUUUUUAUUUUUUUUUUUUUUUGCAGAUGGCGCCUUAUAUCUGAUUUUCCAAGUACUGUCACGGUUUAUGUUUUUAAAAUGAUGAGCAUUACAAAUGUCUUGUUUUUUUAAAUAAAUAAAAAAUAAAUGAAAUGUGUUCUCUGUG